Molecule: messenger RNA, 1194 nt
Organism: Bathycoccus prasinos
Lineage: Eukaryota; Viridiplantae; Chlorophyta; Mamiellophyceae; Mamiellales; Bathycoccaceae
Exons: 7
Coding region: 1-1194 (397 amino acids)
Source: RefSeq, a predicted model, not a curated record
AUGUACUCAACUCGGUUAGUGUUCAAGAGCGGCGGUACCCUAAAAGGAAAAACGGACGGAGCUCGUUCACAGUCAAAGAAAAUCACAACUGUCUCAUCUUCCUCACCAUUCUUUUGCAAGGACUUCCGUUCGCCUAUAAUUUCGCAUGUGAAACGUGCAUCUUCGUGCUUUAUGAGAUUACAUUCACAUGGUGUGAAAGCAGUUCGGUUUGAGCGAGAAAAUUCGGUACCUUCACUUGGGGCUUUACAAAGAAGUGCUCAGGUUGGCGCAUACUUGCCCGAGUCUUUUGAAGAGGUUUUUUUUCAACUCUCUGAAGCAUCUAAGGUUAAUUACCCCAUCCCAAAGGAAGGAUUUUACCAGUUCUCUGCGGACUCCUCAAAGACGCCAGCCUUGCGUGCCGGAGCCCUCGACAGAUAUAGUGUUAGCUUUCCACCGCGUUGGAAAGAGUUGCCUGUGAGUAACGCUAAAAGUGGAAAUUAUUGUCAGCCACGCUGCGAUGAAGCUACUACCGAGGUCGGUUUUUCGGAUCCAGCGCAGGGAACUUUGCAAAUUAUCAUCAUACCGACUACAAAACUUCUUAUAUCAAAAAAGUUCCCAAGUAUGGGUGAUGUUGGUACAAUCAGUAACGUAAUAAAUGCUAUUUCACCAGCAAUUACUGGAAGUGUUGCAGCAGAAGAGGAAGAAAUUUUGGACAAAGAGGAAUUCACAGAGAAAGGAAGGGUUUAUUAUCAGGUACUUCAAAAACCGGACAAUUCUCUCAACUUUUAUUUAAAUUUUUACAAGUAUGAGUUGCUCACACCCUUCGCGGAAACUGGCUUGCAUAACAUUGCAAAAAUUACUACUUCACAAAAUUAUGUCAUCAUGGCAUCAAUAUCUGCUUCUGAGGCUCAGUGGUCUGCAAAUGAGAAGACAGAAGUUCUUUCUUAUCCUUACUUUCUCGUGACCUUAUCAAAAGAUGAGACACCGAUCACAGCAGCAGCGAUAGCUGCAAGUACUACACCCCCGGCAACAACAGACAACAACGUGUUCUUUAAAGAAGGUGUGAUGGCAGCUGUUUCGUUGAUAGCUUCACUCAUUGCAAAAGAAGGAGCCACAAAGCUGGCUGUGCUGAGAGAAACUGCUGCGCUGAUCUUUUCCACAUUCUUUGCGACCUUUGAAAUGCUCGCAACAGGAGUGGAAGAAACCUAUUCGUAG